UCAAUCGGUCCGCUUUGCCAUGGCGACAUAAAGCCUGAGAACGUUCUGCUUACUUCAUGGGGUUGGCUUCUCCUUGCCGACCCGGCCCCCUUCAAGCCUGCUCUCUUGCCAGCCGACAACCCAAGCAGCUUCACAUACCUCUUCGAUACAGGCAGCACGUCGCGGCGACACCGUGUGUGUUGCCUUGCCCCGGAACGCUUUGUCACAGAUGAGACUUGGCCAUCUAUUUCUGUCACAUCACAGGUAA
Molecule: messenger RNA, 247 nt
Organism: Protopolystoma xenopodis
Lineage: Eukaryota; Metazoa; Platyhelminthes; Monogenea; Polystomatidea; Polystomatidae
Source: the annotation of a GenBank genome assembly